CGCGGUGCUUGGGCUCGCAGGUCUCGCGAGAGGUGGCGCGAUAAGCCUCUGUGAAGCUCACGCGGCUGCCUCUUUCCUCCCUAAGAUGGCGCCGAAAGUGAAGAAGGAGGCUGUCCCGGCUAAGACCGAGGCGAAAUCUAAAGCUCUGAAAGCUAAAAAGGCAGUCUUGAAAGGCGUCCACAGUCACAAGAAGAAAAAGAUCCGGACGUCCCCCACCUUCCGGAGGCCGAAAACCCUGCGGUUACGGAGACAGCCCAAGUAUCCCCGGAAGAGCGCGCCAAGGAGGAACAAGCUGGACCAUUAUGCCAUCAUUAAGUUCCCACUGACCACCGAAUCGGCAAUGAAGAAGAUUGAAGACAAUAACACGCUGGUCUUCAUUGUGGACGUCAAAGCCAACAAGCACCAGAUCAAGCAGGCCGUCAAGAAGCUGUACGACAUCGACGUGGCGAAGGUCAACACCCUGAUCAGGCCGGAUGGUGAGAAAAAGGCCUACGUCCGUCUCGCUCCUGACUACGAUGCGCUAGAUGUAGCCAAUAAGAUUGGGAUCAUCUAAACAGCAUGUUGCCAACUUUGUACACAAAAGACCUCCAAAUGCAUUUUGUACAAAUAGUUGUAUGGAGAGACUCCAAGAUUGCCUACCUAUAUCAAGAAGUAGAGCUAAUAAUAUAAGUGUACAAAUAUUUGUACAAAGGUUUUACAAUAAAAUUCAUCUUUGGCUCCA
Molecule: messenger RNA, 721 nt
Organism: Rhineura floridana
Lineage: Eukaryota; Metazoa; Chordata; Lepidosauria; Squamata; Rhineuridae
Gene: RPL23A
Product: ribosomal protein L23a
Exons: 5
Coding region: 86-553 (155 amino acids)
Biological process (GO): translation; ribosomal large subunit assembly
Cellular component (GO): cytosolic large ribosomal subunit; ribosome
Molecular function (GO): structural constituent of ribosome; rRNA binding
Source: RefSeq, a predicted model, not a curated record